AUGCAGGAGAGCGAUCAAUGGGACUUCCAAGCCUCACUGCAGGACAGUGACGAAGAAAUUGAUAUCCAAGAUACCAUUGAUAUUCAAUAUACUGAUUUGGAAUCAGAGUCUGACUCUGUACACACGUCUGACAAUGACUUCAUUGACCCGCAGGACGACCUUUGUAACAUAGGAGACUAUGACCCAAGUUACACUGACGAGCUCUCAUCGCUGGCAUCUUCGAACAAUGAUUUUCAUGGCAAGCUGUGGGAUAAAGGCAAAUAUGAUGAAUUCGAUGUUCUUGACAAGCGGCAUAUUGAAGGUGCCAAUGGCAGAGUACCACAGGUUUUAAUACAAUGUUGGGUUAAAGAAAGCAUUGUCCAGGAUUUACGCGACCUUCUUCGUGUCUAUCGUCAAGAGACACCCGAAUGAAAAUGCUAUUCCAGCCUAAUAAAAAUUUCCGGUCACUUGCUUAGGAGGACUGGAAGAUAUUCCUGUACCGGUGGGCUAUUCUUGGCAAUAGUUUUGAAUUCAGG
Molecule: messenger RNA, 515 nt
Organism: Aspergillus glaucus CBS 516.65
Lineage: Eukaryota; Fungi; Ascomycota; Eurotiomycetes; Eurotiales; Aspergillaceae
Exons: 2
Coding region: 1-411 (136 amino acids)
Source: RefSeq, a predicted model, not a curated record